GGCUCGGAGCGCGGGCCAGGCGCGGCGGCCGGAGCGCGGCGUCGCCGCUGUUUUUGUUUGUUUGCCUUUCCAUGCAUGCAUAAUGAGGGGGCGCCGCGGCUCCGCGCGGGGGCUCCCGGCCCGCUUUUGUAUUUAAAGCCUCGCCGCGAGCGAGUCCGCAGCCCAGCUCAGCCGAUCUGCUCCUGGCCUUUGGUGCCCAAGCAGCCGCCGCGAGGAGCAGGGACCGCUGGCCGGUCUCGCCGCGCCUUGUUCUCCGCGCCCUGGACGCAGCUUCCCGAGUUCGGCGAGGCCGGCGAGGGGGAGGGGACGCGGCCGGGCCGGGCCGGAGGGCGGGCGGCGGCGGGCGCAGGCAGGGAAGCAGCGCGAUGCGAGAGCCGGCGGCGGCGGCGGCGCGGCACUGAGCCCGGGAGAAGGAGCUGCCGCGGCCGCCCUGCGGAUCUGCAGCGCCAAGCAAAAUGCAUCCGCGGCGCAGCGCGCUCCUGCAGUCCUGCCGCAGCCCGGCGACCCGCAGCCCCCCGAGGCGGCAGUGAGCGCCUCCCGCCACCGCCCGGGGCCGAGCAGGGACGUGCACUUCCAGGAAGCCGCGGCGCUCGAGGGGAGCCCACUUCAGCCAGCAGCGGGACAGCGGCCAGCGGCGCGCAUGGAUUUAUGAAGACGCUCAUGCAAGGAGGGGGCAGGACUCGGGCAAACUUUUCAGCCGGCUCCGCGUCCGCCGCUCCCCGCGCCUCCGCUCCUCUCCGCGCCGCGCCCGGCGGCCACCGCUGCCCGCGAUGGUGGCCGCGCUGCUGGGCGGCGGCGGCGGGGCCCGCGGUGGGACCGUGCCGGGCGCCUGGCUGUGCGUGAUGGUGCUGCUGCAGCUGCUGGGUUCGGCGCCGCGGGGCUCCGGGUUGGCGCACGGCCGCCGCCUCAUCUGCUGGCAGGCGCUGCUGCAGUGCCAGGGGGAGCCGGAGUGCAGCUACGCCUACAGCCAGUACGCUGAAGCGUGCGCGCCGGUGCUGGCGCAGCGCGGUGGGGGCGACGCUCCGGGGGCCGCCUCCGCCGCCUUCCCGUCGCGCUGGCGCUGCCCCAGCCACUGCAUCGCGGCGCUCAUUCAGCUCAACCACACGCGGCGCGGGCCCGCGCUGGAGGACUGUGACUGCGCGCAGGACGAGAACUGCAAGUCCACCAAGCGCGCCAUCGAGCCCUGCCUGCCCCGGACGAGCGGCGGCGGCGCGGGCGGCCCGGGCGCGGGCGGGGUCAUGGGCUGCACCGAGGCUCGGCGGCGCUGCGACCGCGACAGCCGCUGCAACCUGGCGCUCGGCCGCUACCUGACCUACUGCGGCAAGCUCUUCAAUGGGCUGCGCUGUACCGACGAGUGUCGCGCGGUCAUCGAGGACAUGCUGGCCGUUCCCAAGGCGGCGCUACUCAACGACUGCGUGUGCGACGGCCUCGAGCGGCCCAUCUGCGAAUCAGUCAAGGAAAACAUGGCCCGCCUGUGCUUCGGCGCCGAGCUGGGUACCGGCCCAGGCAGCAGCGGCUCGGACGGCGGCCUGGACGACUACUAUGACGAGGAGUACGACGAAGAGCAGCAGCGCCCCGGGGCCACGGGCGCCGAGCAGCCUCUGGACGAUGAAGGCGGCGGCUCGCGCCCGGGCGGCGGCGCUGCGGGACCGGGCGGCCGUGGGGACCUGCCCUCCGGGCCUGGGCGCAGGAGCAACAGCCGCGGCCACCGCGCGGCGCCCCGGGGCGCUGGGGCCGCGCUCGGCUCCAUCUUGGUGCUGCUGCUCCGGCCGCUCCUCUAGUCGUGCCUGCGCCGGGCACCUGCGGCCGGCCGGCCGGGGACCCUCCAGGGCGACUCGGCCUGGCCAGGGUCCUUACUGCCUGCACUCUGCCCAUCUCCUCUCCAAACUCGAGGUCUUGACCCUCCUUCCACCCCCGUCCUGGCUCCAGAAACAGCACAGGGCUCUGGCUGCGGAAGCCAAGCCUGGAGUUACGGACACCCUGCAGGAAACGGCGCGGAAGACUGGACCGAGUCUGCAAAGUGCUGGCCUUGGGUCUAAGUUCCGAGGGACUGCGCUGAGGGAUGAAGAACACGAAGGGGCCGGGUAUUAGCGUUUUUCUUGUGAGGGGGUAAAGUAGUACUUGUGGAUAGUGAGGACAGCACAAUCGUAAGUAAAAAGUCACGGAUUCAUUGAUUACUGGGUGUCAGCGCCCAGAGUGUUCGGUGAGGAGUGGUGGGAGGUGGCGAUUGCCUGGGAGGGACUCCUAAAUUAGUUUCUGAUAACUCAGAGCCCUUGACCUUAAAUUUCAUUGCUACUAUUUUGAUCAUUUAGCGCAUUUCUUAGGGUUAAGAGUCUAAAAAUGCUGAUCUGAAGAAUUACUAGGGCAUUGAACAAUGCCGCUUUUUAUUUAAAAAGCUCUGCACUGCCAUCUGUGAAAGGCUCUUUAUGGUGUUUGCGUUGCUGUCAGUUUUUUCUUUACAUCAAGAAAUCGUAUGUUCAGGCAUGCGGAGAACAUAUAUUGUAUCUGCCCCUAUCAGGGUGCUAAACCUUGGUACAUCUUAUAUAAAGUGUAUUAAGACUGGAGUUUGUUACCAGUUGCUGUACUUUGUAUAUAUAAUUUUUAUAAAUUGUAUGCUUCAGAAAUAAUUUAUUUUUAAGAAGAAAUUAAAAGUUUUAAAUCUACAUCCAUGUUAAAUCUUUUAUUCCCAGAAAUGUAUAGAAUUCACUUGUCACCAGGGAUCCAAAUCCAGAAUCCACUUGGAAGUGUGGUCUGUUGAGAACAGCCUUAAAAUGUACAGUGUAUUUUAAUAGAUUGGAAGUAACAUUCUUAUUUUCAAAAGAAUUUAUGGACAUUGUAGAAAUGUAUAAAUGCAUUUCCAAACUGCCUUAAACAUUGUAUUUUUAUAGACCUCAUUUUUUAAAGUCCUAUGAUUUAAAUAACUAUGGCUUCGUGUAUAUUUUUGGUUUCAUUAAAAUGUGUACAUCACUAAAGAGAUUAUAAACAAUGAA
Molecule: messenger RNA, 2990 nt
Organism: Cavia porcellus (domestic guinea pig)
Lineage: Eukaryota; Metazoa; Chordata; Mammalia; Rodentia; Caviidae
Gene: Gas1
Product: growth arrest specific 1
Exons: 1
Coding region: 771-1781 (336 amino acids)
Biological process (GO): regulation of cell cycle
Cellular component (GO): plasma membrane
Source: RefSeq, a predicted model, not a curated record